This is a messenger RNA of Drosophila serrata, 1270 nucleotides long. RefSeq lists its product as uncharacterized. Lineage: Eukaryota; Metazoa; Arthropoda; Insecta; Diptera; Drosophilidae. Gene Ontology annotation, biological process: regulation of transcription by RNA polymerase II. The record is from RefSeq and is a predicted model, not a curated record. Gene Ontology annotation, molecular function: RNA polymerase II cis-regulatory region sequence-specific DNA binding; DNA-binding transcription factor activity, RNA polymerase II-specific; zinc ion binding. Gene Ontology annotation, cellular component: nucleus.
UUUGAUUUUAAUUGCAUGAAAAAUGGAUUAUAAUAUACAUAAAAUUUGUCGCGUUUGCUUGGAGGAGGUGAAUCCCAUUUCGGUGACUUCAAUUUAUAGCACAGACUUUGCUAUGAUGCCCUCGGUAAUGCUGAUGCAGUGUGCCAAAAUACGAGUUUACAAAACCGAUGGCCUGCCUUCGGUGAUCUGCAACAAUUGUAUCUACCGGUUGGGUGUGGCAUUCCACUUUAAACAGGAAUGCGAAAACAGUGAUAUUCGACUGCGGCAGUAUCUGGGCAUCCUCGAGUCGUGGCGCCAGGACGCAGCCACGAACACGGAUUUCGUGGAGAAGCCAUCUAUCAUGCAGCGUGAUAGCGAUGAGGAGGAGCAGGUGGAUACCAAAGUAAGCAAAAGACGGUCGCGCUAUCAAAGGAAACCCCCGGAGGAGCAUAAGAAAAGGGGACCAAAGCCAGUGGCUAAGAUGCCGCACACCUGCUACGAGUGUCACAAGAGCUUCAAGUGCAUCGCUCAGCUCACACAGCACAUAAGGACCCAUACGGGUGAGAAGCCCUAUCAGUGCAGCUACUGCAUCCAGAGAUUCGCCCAGAAGUACAACCUUAAAGUGCACGAAAGGACUCAUACGGGGGAUAAGCCCUUUCAGUGUGAAAUCUGCUCAAAACAGUUCUCUGCUUUGGGUAAUUUCCAAGCGCAUCAAAAGAUCCAUGUGGGGGUGCGGGAUCAGAUAUGUUCGCUGUGUCAAAAGGGCUUCUAUACCGCAGGAGAUCUCUCCAAGCACAUGCUUACCCAUACGGGAAUCAAGAACCAUCACUGUGAUGUUUGUGGCAAGGCAUUCACGCGACGCAGAGACAUGCGCUCCCACAAAUUAAAGCUUCAUCCGCUGGAGUCGAGUACGAAUCAUGAUAUAGUGGAUGAUGAUGAUGAUGAGGCUAUCGAUACCGAUCCUGUGGGUCUGGACACCCUGGAUCAUGCCCCCUUCAAGUGUCCCGAUUGUGACAAGGCUUUCGAUACGGCCGAUAGCCUUAGUUUACACUUCCGCACUCAUGCGGCGAACAACAAUCUGCUGAAUCUUCCACUGCCACCAGCACCGCCCAUGUCGCAUCACUACCAUCAUGAUGCACUCCAUCAUCUGGGGCCGCCGAAUCCAGCCACCCAGAUGGGAAUGGCUGCAAUGGCUCAUAUGCUGGCACCACCGCCACCUCCACCGCCUACGCCCAGUGACGGACGUUACACAAUGCUGCACCACACGGCGGCCCAAAGACUGCACUAUUAA